Teleopsis dalmanni is the source of this 598-nucleotide messenger RNA. RefSeq names its product E3 ubiquitin ligase complex SCF subunit sconC-like. The record is from RefSeq and is a predicted model, not a curated record. The transcript is spliced from 2 exons. Lineage: Eukaryota; Metazoa; Arthropoda; Insecta; Diptera; Diopsidae. Bases 105 to 500 code for a protein of 131 amino acids. Gene Ontology annotation, biological process: ubiquitin-dependent protein catabolic process.
AAGUAAAUCAAAAUUUUAGGCAUUCAGGAUAGUUAUGGCAUUUUGCGUUUAUUAAGAUCCUAUACAAGUUUAACUUUGAAAACAAAGGCUGGAAAAUUACAAACAUGGUUUCGGACUGCAUCAAUAUAUUGACAUCAACUGGAAAAAUACUUGGUAUAAGUCAAAAAAUUGCUAAUCGCAUACCUCGUAUUAGGGAAUUGUUGUUCACCGUUUCGGGACGUAGGUUAGAUCCGGUUCCCCUACGAGAAAUCCACCCAUCUAUAUUUACUCUCAUAGUAAAAUGGGCUCAACAUCAUGAAUAUGAUCCAGUAUCAGUUGAUGACUUCGAUGAAUGGGAUGUAAGUUUUUUUGAUAAAAAUCGUGAGACAAUCUUGAAAAUAGUUAUAGCCACUAGCCUGAUGGAAUUUGAAAUGCUCUUCCAAAUAAGCCGUCUUGUGUUGGAACAAUUUGAUUCCGAAGACGAGGACGUAGAGUAUGAAUUGCAGGAUCAAAGUUCUUAAAUAUAUUUUUGAAAUUUACAAAGUGUAGUUGAAAUGUCUUAACUAUUAGAAAAUAUAUUUUGACGCUUUUGUGACUUAAGUGUCAUUGGUUCAUAGAA